AUGUUUGCCAAGGUUCUAGUUGAGGCAAAUAUUGGUCAGUUGUGUCCUAAACAGAUUCAAUUUGUCAAUGAGAAAGGUCAUGUAGUUGAUCAACCUGUGGAAUAUGAUUGGCUUCCAAUCUUAUGCUCUCACUAUAGAGGGUUUGGUCAUGAGAGUACACUUUGCUCUAAAGUUUUGGAGCCCCCACAGAGGAAGGUAUGGGUACCUAAACCUAUACAGCAGGCAAGGGUGGUGAAUGCCCCAAUACAAACACAUGAGGAUGAGACUACCAUGGCUCAAGGGGAAGGUACACAUGGUGUGGUUGCUACUGAUGGGUUUGUGCAGGCCACCUCUUUCAGUAAGCAGCAAUGCCAGCAACUGAAGCCAGUUAACACAAGAAAUAGCUUCCAGAUUCUCAACAUGGAUGAUUAUGAUGAAGUUGAGACUGUGAAGAGGCCUAAAUUGGGUGAUCUUUACCUGAAUGUUUGUCCUGGUUGGAGCUUCACCACCAAUGUGAACCAUUCUACCUCUGGUAGAAUCAUCUUAGCAUGGGAUCCUAAUACUUUUACAGUGAAUAUUGAGGCUAUGAGUAGCCAACAUAUUAAUUGUUUUAUCACCCCUAGAAGUACUGGUACUGGUUUCUUUGGAACUUUUAUCUAUGGCAUGAAUGAUAUGAAGGAUAGAGUCCCUCUGUGGAAUGCCUUGAUUCAGAUUGCUGACCACUGCACUCAACCUUGGGUCAUUAUGGGUGAUUUUAAUGCCCUAAUGGACAUAGAUGAUAGAGUUGGUGCACCAGUGGGGGAGGAUAGGGUUCUUUCCAGAAUUGACAGAGUUCUGUCAAACACAAGUUGGACUUAUUUGUUUCCUAAUGUGGAGGCUCAUAUCUUACCUGAGGGUAUGUUUGAUCACUGUCCAAUGGUUCUUAAAAGUUACAAUGACAAUCCCAUCAGAAGACCUUUUAGAUUCUAUAAUAUGUGGACUUGUGCAGAUAAGUUUAUUGAGGUGGUCCAAUGUAACUGGAAUAAACAUGUUCAUGGGUGUCACAUGUUUAGAAUACUCCAGAGACUGAAAUGGCUCAAGCUAGAUCUGAAACUCCUUAACAAGGAGGGAUUCAAUGAUGUGGAGGCUAAUGACGUGAGAACCUAUGCAGACCCGUUGACAAAACAAGCUAUUCUUCAUGCUAAUCCUAGUGAUGCUAUUGCUGCUACAAAAGAGAAACAAGCUGCAGAAGCCUACAAGAGUGCACACCAGGUGUACAUGUCCUUCUUGCAACAAAUUGCCAAGAUCCAGUGGCUUGAAAAGGGAGAUGAGAACACCAGACUCUUCCAUCAGAGUAUAAAACAAAGAAGACAGCAGAAUACCAUUCACUCCAUUCAGGAUAUGAAUGAAAACUGGGUUAGAACACCUGAUGGGGUAAAAAAGGCUUUUUCUCAGGUCUACAAAGAUCUGUUCUGUAAUAAGAUGGACCAAAGGUGCCAUGUCAACACUGCAAUUAUGAGUAGAGGCCCUAGACUCAAUGAUGCUCAUAGGGCAUUGUUAGAUUGUAACUUCACCAUGGAUGAUAUCAAAGCUGUGUUAUGGUCUAUUCCUAACCAUAAGGCACCUGACCUGGAUGGUUACAAUAGUCAAUUUUACAUUGCAACAUGGCACAUUGUGAAAUAUGAUCUGCAUAAAGCUAUAACUGAUUUCUUCUACACAGGCAAGAUUCUCAAAGAACUCAAUGUGACAUCCAUCACCUUGAUUCCAAAACUGCCAGUUCUUGCUUCUGUAAGUGAUUUCAGACCCAUUGCUUGUUGCAACGUCAUCUAUAAAUGCAUCUCCAAACUUAUUUAUAGCAAGUUGAGUCAGGUUCUUCCUGAUGUGAUUUCUCACAAUCAAGGUGCUUUUGUUUCUGGUAAAUCCAUUCUGCACAAUGUCCUCAUUUACCAGGAUCUCAUUAAGAUGUAUAAUCAAUCUCUGACUCAGCCUUGUUGCCUAAUGAAGGUGGAUAUUAGGAAAGCUUAUGACACUGUUGAGUGGACAUUCAUUGAGGAAGUCAUGUUGGAUCUUGGAUUUCCCCCCUUUUUUGUUCAACUUAUUAUGACAUGUCUCUCCACUACAAGAUAUUCUAUCCUCAUUAAUGGUGAGCCAACUGACCUUAUCCAGCCAAGAAGAGGGAUAAGACAGGGGGAUCCCCUCUCACCAUUGCUUUUCACUCUCUGUAUGGAAUAUUUCUCAAGAUCCAUGAAAACUGUUGGUGAAUGUGCUCAUUUUAAGUUUCACACCAGAUGUAGAUCCCUUCAGCGAACCAUUUAUGCUUUGUUGAUGAUCUGCUGA
Molecule: messenger RNA, 2295 nt
Organism: Spinacia oleracea (spinach)
Lineage: Eukaryota; Viridiplantae; Streptophyta; Magnoliopsida; Caryophyllales; Amaranthaceae
Exons: 3
Coding region: 1-2295 (764 amino acids)
Molecular function (GO): catalytic activity
Source: RefSeq, a predicted model, not a curated record